Molecule: messenger RNA, 704 nt
Organism: Gossypium raimondii (Peruvian cotton)
Lineage: Eukaryota; Viridiplantae; Streptophyta; Magnoliopsida; Malvales; Malvaceae
Exons: 2
Coding region: 46-483 (145 amino acids)
Source: RefSeq, a predicted model, not a curated record
GAUGUUACCUUCAAUUAUAGCAUAAGAUAUAGGUUCGCUUCUAUUAUGGUCUGGCCACCGUCGCACCACCCCACGACCCCUCCUCUCCUCUCCCUUGCUCCACCGUCCUUCCCUCACCAAGCCACACCCUCCCUUUCCCUCUUCCUCUUUUCUCCUUCACUUUUCAUCUCCUCCUCACCGCCCCCGCGCCGACGACAAUCAGAAAUGCUCCACUGUUGCCCGCACCAUACCAUGCGACCCUCCGAGCUCCAGUCAUCCCACCAUCGAUUCAUCAUAAAAAACACUCGCAGCAAGUCCAAGGUCGUCGUCCCCGCUUCAAAAAAGUGGAAGUCACCUAGCACGACCUUUUCCUCGAGCGCCUCCGCCAAGACCCGCCACCCUUUUCUUCGAUUUUUUGUGGUCCCCCAGGAGGACUUAUUCCAACUCCUUCGAGUGCGACCACUCAGUUUGGGCCGAUGUAUUGAUUGGGCCAUUGUGGAGUAGGUCCACCUCACUGAUCCUGUUCAAGCUUUUCUUACGAUAGCCCCAUAAGACCGGUUCUUCUCCAUCAUCGAGUCCACAUACAUGGAGUUGACUUUGGAGUUUUGCUCAACAUUUCAUCUCCAGCAUGCGAUGACAUCUCAUGACGAGCCAGGUACCAUCACUUUUAGACUCGGCGACCUAGUACGCCAUAUGAGUGUACCUAGUCGGCCAAAUGUCCCUAC